GCGGCGGCGGCAGCAGCGGUGGCCACGGGCCACGGGCCUCACGGGCCUGAUGCCCGAGCGAGAAAAACGAAUAGCGGCGCGAGUUUGCACGCGGUUGCCCGCGAUACGAGACUCGCGCUCCAGACUCGGCACUCGGCGGACGGCGACUCGGCCGCGCUGACGAAAGAGAGCACGAAAGGGAGGACGCGCCCGUCGUGUCGUACGCGUACGCCCGUACCCGUACGGUGCGCAUCAAUGGCGGCCACCGUCUCACGUCUCACCGACACCGCCGCGACACUCGAGUCACUCGACUGACUCGACGGCUCGACGGUCGACCGACCGAUCGACCCUUAUUUACCAAAGUCCCCAAAAUGGCCGCCCUUCGGAUUCUCGCACGCGGUAACCUCGCGGCGAUCCCGGAAUUUCCGAGGCCUGUGCAGCCACUGUAUCGCGCCGCGACGUCACGAGUCGCGUUCCCGGGGCCUCAGAUUCAACAGAGAUGGGGUAGUUAUAAAUCGUCUUCCAAAUAUACAACACCUGAAGAUUAUACAGAUUACGAGAUAACAAAAGACCCAACCGAGUGGAAAUAUGUAGAGCGUGUCCUCAGAUACAAAAUUAUACCUAAACCAGCUACUGGAGAUAUCAAAUUCUCAUCCGGCUAUAAACCAGCGUCUGCCUUGCCCACGGAUUAUACCUAUUUUGUGGAACGUACAAAAAACUACAUGCAGCCUGUGUAUUUGACUAGAAGUCUCAGAGGAGCUAAAAAAGUUACAGAGAUUACUAAAAUUCAAGGAGAUAUAUGGGCAUUGGAACGCGAUAUGAAGCGAUUCCUAGAGGAACGCAUGAGAAAAAAAGUUGCUAGUCAGAUACACGAAUUUGCAGGUAUAAUUAAAUUUAAAGGUGACUGCGUUAGUCGUGUUAAAGAAUGGAUGGACAUGAAAGGCUUCUAAGAAUCAGUAGAAAUAUUUUCAUAUUAAAUUGUAUAUUGUAAAUAUGCAAUAAACCAUGAAUCUUUGUUACGAAACAAACUUUGUUGCUGUAUAUUUUAUGUCGUCGAGCAAAAUUAUCCUAGUACCUUGUAAAAUAACUCGCAACUUUUGUUUAAAUAAAAAAUUAUUCAAUAUU
Temnothorax curvispinosus is the source of this 1104-nucleotide messenger RNA. RefSeq names its product probable 39S ribosomal protein L49, mitochondrial (gene mRpL49). Gene Ontology annotation, molecular function: structural constituent of ribosome. Gene Ontology annotation, biological process: translation. The transcript is spliced from 3 exons. The coding region runs from base 351 to 929 and encodes 192 amino acids. The record is from RefSeq and is a predicted model, not a curated record. Lineage: Eukaryota; Metazoa; Arthropoda; Insecta; Hymenoptera; Formicidae. Gene Ontology annotation, cellular component: mitochondrial large ribosomal subunit; ribosome.